Messenger RNA from Amphiprion ocellaris (clown anemonefish), 1446 nucleotides. RefSeq names its product phosphatidylcholine transfer protein (gene pctp). The coding region runs from base 36 to 698 and encodes 220 amino acids. The transcript has 6 exons. The record is from RefSeq and is a predicted model, not a curated record. Lineage: Eukaryota; Metazoa; Chordata; Actinopteri; Pomacentridae. Gene Ontology annotation, molecular function: phosphatidylcholine binding; phosphatidylcholine intramembrane carrier activity.
CUGUUGCUGCUCCGGCUGCUUGACAGACGGCCUGAAUGUCAGAGGACCGAGCCGUCAUGUCGCUGAUGUUCACGGAUGAGGACUUCCAGGACGCCUGGAAGGAGCUGGACGAGCCGCAGCUGGACGGAGGAUGGGAGCUCUUCACCGAGACGAUGGGAGUCAAAAUCUACCGGCUCUACGACAAGGAAACUGGACUUUAUGAGUACAAAGUCUUUGGUGUGCUCGCCACCUGCACUCCAGAGCUGUGUGCAGAUGUCUACAUGGACCUGACGUAUCGGAAACACUGGGAUGAAUAUGUGAAAGAGCUGCAUGAGAAAGACUUUGAUGGACAAUCAGCAAUAUACUGGGAAGUGAAAUACCCAUUUCCUCUGUCAAACAGAGAUUAUGUGUAUGUGAGGGAACGCAGAGACCUGGAUGUGGAUGGCAGGAAGAUCUGGGUGAUCCUGGCCAGGAGCUCACCACAGACGGCAUGUGCAGAAAAGAGCAGCGUGCUGAGGGUCAGAGAUUAUAAGCAGAGCGUUGCCAUGGAGAGCGACGGAUCCUCUGGAACUAAAGUUUUCAUGAACUACUUUGACAACCCUGGUGGUAUGAUUCCUACCUGGCUGGUGAACUGGGCUGCGAAGAGCGGAGUUCCAGCUUUCUUAACAAACAUGCAGAAGGCCUGCAGCAACUACGCAAACUACUGCCAGAAGAAAUGAAUGCAGCUGAUGAAGUGCUCAGGGGCUUUGAUCCAUUUUAUUACUGAUUUGGGAGGUGUUUUACAGGUGUAUGAUUAGAUUUCUGUACAUGGUGAAUGUGGCAUGUUGUGGGCUGCUACUUGCUGACAUAGCAUGGUCUUAACUCAGGCAUGAUAUGCAUGACCGGCCACCCUCAUUCAAAGGCUGGUGUGAAUCAAUUCUGUUCCAUUGUGAUGUGUUUCCCAUUGCUGUGCUGUCGUGUUUGUGCAAUCUCCAUAAGCUCCUGGAUUUAGGAGCUUUCCUAGCAUAUUUUUUAAUCAGAUGUUUAUAGAAAAUGAAAACAGAUUAUUCCUUUGGGAUGGUGGUGAAACAUGUGGUGAAACAAAUUGAAUAUUCUUGCCUAGAUUUUUACCUCCUCUUUGCGUUGUUUUAAAUUUGUUUACUGUACAUGUUAAAUACAGUCUAUUUUGAUUUUAUUGUACAUUUCAUCACACUGGGAUCAUUUCAUUGAUCAGUUCAGUUCACUGGAAUUCACUGAUUUGUCACAGUGAAGUGUAAAAUGACAAAACUUGUAGUGGGUUCACGUCUUAUGCAGUGGUGCAUAUGGUCAAAGAUACAAAGUUAUCUCAUGUACUGUGAUGAUUUAGGCUGUAAAUCAGUACCUCUGUGCUGCUGUUGGUACAGAUGAACAUGGUCUGAUCAUGAAUAGCCUAUUACUAUGUAAUACUGCUGUGUUAUUGACACAAAUAAACGUCAUCAUUGCAAUCCA